CCUAACCUCCACUUUCUAUCACCACCACACCAAUGCAAUAGCACAAACUUAUAUUAUCGUGCUUGUUAUUAUUCCCAGCAGAGAAGAAGACAAGAACAAAAGAAAGUAACUAACUAAUCGCGUCCAAGAACAGGACCGUUAAGCAGCAAAAAAAUAAUAUCAAGAACCCUGCUCUAUAAUUUUAGAUUUCAUCAAUUCAUCAACAAAGAAUUUCCCAAAACUGUGGAUUAGGACGAACGAGGCUUGAUGAUUUAGGACAGACGGAAGAGACCAACGGUAGCGCAGGAUCUCGAGGACUGUAAUCAGAAAAUAUAAUUAUUGGCUGCGUCUUAAUCAGCACAUUUUCGUUCGUAAGCGGCAGUUUUGCGGACAAUGGCCUGUCUGAAUACUUUGAAGCAAGAGAUCAAAGCAGUCGAGCGGAUUUUCCCUAAAGAACAUGAUCGCUUUCAAGUUUUAACUGCUAGUGUUGACGAACUGACGUGUCGCUUUGUUGGGCAAAACGGAAAAAAGCAUGAUAUCACUGGAAACAUUACUGAAACUUACCCACACACACCACCAGUAUGGUUUGCUGAUUCAGAGGAUAUUACGGUUACUGGGUCUGUGGAACGGUUGAGCCGGACGUCAGGUCAGGAUAACCACGUCAUAUCCCAAGUUGGUAUAUUGGUCCGAGAACUUUGUAAAGCACAAAGUCUUCCAGAACCCACCUCUGAUCUCGAAAAGUUGUCAACCGCAAUGUCAGGAAGUUCUGCAGAUUCGUCCACCGGUUCUUCAAAAUCCGCGUCGACUGACAAUGGGUCAUCUGAUAUGGAUAUUGAAUAUGAAUUUGAUGACGAUGACGAUGAUGAUGAUGAUACCGAAGAUGAUAUGCAUUUGGAACUGGAAGAUGAGUCAGCCAAUAAAAAUAAGGAAAAGGAAGGUCUCGAAACGGAGCAUAUUGAAACAUUGGAAAGAUUGAAAGCUAAUCAGCGUCAGGACUACCUGCAAGGAACGGUUACUGGGUCAGUGCAAGCAUCUGACCGCUUGAUGAAAGAAUUGAGAGAUAUAUACAGAUCGGAUAGUUUUAAGAUGGGAAUAUACACACUUGAAUUGGUAAACGAUAGCUUAUACGAAUGGAACAUCAAGCUAAAAGGUGUCGACAAAGAUUCGCCGCUGUAUGGAGAUUUAGUGACGCUGAAGGAAAGGGAGGGCAAAGAUUUUAUCUUGCUAAAUAUAACAUUCCAGGAAAACUACCCAUUUAUCCCUCCUUUUGUUCGAGUGGUCCAUCCUGUGAUUUCUGGGGGAUAUGUACUUGUUGGAGGAGCGAUAUGCAUGGAGCUGUUAACCAAGCAAGGAUGGAGUUCCGCAUAUACUGUUGAAGCCAUUAUAAUGCAAAUUGCGGCUACAUUUGUGAAAGGAAAAGCACGCAUUCAUUUUGGAACAAGUAAAGUUUCUUCUACUUCGACUGGCCAGUAUAGCUUAGCUCGAGCCCAACAGUCGUACAAGUCUUUGGUCCAAAUUCAUGAGAAGCAAGGAUGGUACACACCACCAAAAGCGGAUGGAUAAUAAUGCUUUCGCUUGCUCACUCAAACCUACUAUACCCUCCUCAACUCCUCGUACUCCUCACUCCUCAGAAGUUCGCAAGUUUUAUUUUACUCUUCAUCGGCAAGAAACGACCCAUCGAGAUUUCAAGUACUGCUAGUUUUUUUCGUGAAUACCAAUAGUUGAUAGAAUAACUAUAUUAUUUCGAUUUCCAUCUAAUCCGCAGCGCAGCCAGUGUGAAUUAAGUGUUUGCUGAAAAGUGAUUGUUUUGUGCAAGCGACACCAAUACAAUAUAUAUAUUAUGUAGGAUCCAUCAUCUAUAAAGUACAACAUGGUUAUUCGACUACGCAAUCGCAACCGUAAAAAUUCCAUAAAUUCCCAUUACAUCGGCUGCUAUAUGAUAUCUUCGUGUACUGUAUAUUAUGAAGACUGAUAACCCGAUUAAUUUAACUUGCAAUCACUUGCAUAUACUGAACAUUUCAUGUUAUGUGAAUGGAUACGAAAUCAUGCAAGAAGCCAGUGUAUUAAAAAGUGAUGCAUUUGUUGUCGAACGAAAACCAUUCUCCAAUGCCACUUUAAACAAUUGAGUUCAUUAUAUAUUUAAUCGCAUUAAGGUUCUAAUAAUUAUGUUCGUUUUCCACAAUGUAACAGUUAAUGUAAUUCUUGAUCGUAAUUAAUCAGACAACCCAAUCAUUAAUAUUUCACAUUAUUUUUAAGUCGAGCUGCUGUAAGUUAUUUAAUUACCAUUGAAAUUCUUGUUUGAAUCCAACAUCAUUCGGAAUAAACAAUUACCUGUACAAAUUGAUCAAGAGCAAAUUUCAAAUCAGCUUUUAAUGUUGUUUUUCCAGUCAAUGUUAACGAUGAUGAUGGUUUAGUUAAGUUUACAUACAAAUUCGUAUAGAGAGUUAACCAUAAGUAGUUGUAAUUCGUGUAUGAAUAAGGGACGUGAAUCUUAUUUAUGCAACACAAUUUAUGUAUUGCGUGCGAUGCCUACUCUUUCAUUAUAUUUUAAAGUCUGCACUACUGACGACUUGCUACGCACUCCUGUGUUUGGUUUUGAUGCGACUUUGUUUGUGCUAACUAAAAAUUCAAGUUAUUUUCAGUCACAGAAAUUCUGCCAAUUUAAAUUGUACUUUGAACUGCUAACAAUCUAUGUUAAUUACGAAAACACGACUAUUUCAUGAUGGCGUAAAAUUUGUGUUUACAAUUAAUUUUUGCAAACCAUUUUUUCGAUAGUGUUGAUUCAUGCAAGUAAUAUGUACAACUUUUGCAUCUCCUUCUAACGUGUGUUAGACUUUUUUUAAUAUUCACCUACUAUAUAAAUAAUGACCUGACGAAUUUUAGAUUGACACCCACGCACGCGAGGGCCACAAACAUGAGUAAAUUUGUAAUUACCUGGUUCCUUUACUUAUAUAUGAUGUAUUUUUCACAUGAGAAACAUCAUAUUCGAAUGAGUAUGACUUUUACGACGACCAUGGAAGAGUCUCAAUUUUUACUGAUUCUUAGUGUAUGUAUGCUCAGAUGAUUAUUGUAUGAGUGUGAAUUGUGUAAGUUAUUAUGAUUUUAAACUGAUUUGUGUUAAUUUUAUUACGAUACAAAAAGAAAAGUAAUUUCGUUCCAUGAUGUUUGCUGUAACUUACACCCAAUGUUCAUCGAAAACUACUACAUUUCUUUCUCUAAUCAUCCCAUUAGUUGUAAAAACUAACUGUAUUAUUCGCGAAAUGCAACCUAUUUAAUUCAUUGGCAGGGAGAGAACUAAUGUUGUUUAUUUACAUUAGAAAUGCUGUGAUGGAUUCGUGGAAAUAAAGAAGUUUAAUUUCAAUAAAA
Molecule: messenger RNA, 3345 nt
Organism: Folsomia candida
Lineage: Eukaryota; Metazoa; Arthropoda; Collembola; Entomobryomorpha; Isotomidae
Product: ubiquitin-conjugating enzyme E2 Q2
Exons: 17
Coding region: 373-1542 (389 amino acids)
Biological process (GO): protein polyubiquitination
Cellular component (GO): nucleus
Molecular function (GO): ubiquitin conjugating enzyme activity
Source: RefSeq, a predicted model, not a curated record